This is a messenger RNA of Salvia splendens (bonfire salvia), 1434 nucleotides long. The record is from RefSeq and is a predicted model, not a curated record. NCBI's taxonomy places the organism in Eukaryota, Viridiplantae, Streptophyta, Magnoliopsida, Lamiales, Lamiaceae.
ACAACCCCACUACUAAACAUGAAUAUCAACCAAAUCAACACCAAGUUGAUCAAACCAAUAACCCCAACUCCCCAAAACCUCAAGAACUACCACAUUUCCUUCCUAGAUCAGCAUGUUGUGAAGAAGUACAUUGCCGUUGUUCUCUACUACCAAUCGGCCCCCGACAACGGCCGGUUGGAAGACUCGCUCGCCGAAACCCUAGUCCACUUCUACCCUCUCGCCGGAAGAUACAUCAAGACCGAUCUCACGGUGGAUUGCAGCGACCAAGGCGCCGAGUUUAUCGAAGCAGAGGCACGAGGCGACGUUCGAGUCACGGAUCUUAUCGGGAAGACCGACACCAUCCACCUCUGUCCAGAGCAAUACUUUGGUCUGGACGAAGGUGUUGAUGAUCCGCUCCUCUCGAUCCAGGUCACGCGUUUCUCGUGUGGCGGGGCCACCAUCGCAGUCAGCGUUUCACAUAGGGUUUUCGACGUGUCAUCUCUGGAGACAUUCCUUUCUGCGUGGUCGAGCGCUAGUAAAACGGGUGGAGGAGUCGCCCCGGUCAUCCCAUCUUUCGCGCUCGCCUCGUUGCUUCCAAACAAGGACGAAAAAUUCGGGCUGGAUUCCAACAAGUGUCAAGGAAAGGAGCAAAAGAUUGCUGUGAAGCGGCUUUUGUUCGAAAAAAGGGCCUUGACGAGGCUCACGAGUGAGAGAACGUCUGGCGUCCGUGCUGCUUGUGCCGUCAUAGCAAAAGCCCUGAUCCGUCUUGACCGGACGACACAUGGAAAAAGCAGAGACUUCGUCGUGUUUCAGCCAAUCAACAUGCGGGGGAGAACCGGCGUUCCGUCUCCUAAAAACGCCUGUGGGAACAUGUCGUUUGGCUCGUUCACGCGGCGCGUUUCUGCUAAGGAGGAGGUCGGGAUAGGGGAGCUCGUGGGCCUGAUCGGGGACGGUGUGCGGAGGGGCAUUGCGGAAUACACGGAGAUACUGUGCCCGGAUCGAGACGGGCGCGAUGUCAUCAUACAUGUACGCAACAAGAAUAUAAAAGAGGUGUUUAAAUCUGAGACCUUUGUGGUUUCUUUCACAGAUUGGAGCAAGUUUGGAUUCUAUGAAGUGGAUUUUGGGUGGGGGAGGCCCAUUUGGAGCGGCGUUGGGCCGCAGCGGCCGCGUGGGAACCAGACUAUAAUGAUGAGAAGCAAAGAGGGAGAUGGGAUUGAGGCGUGGGUGCACUUGAAUGAGGAUGACAUGGAUUUGUUUGAGCAAGAUGUGGAGAUCAAGUUAUUUAUGUCGUAAAAUAUUUAGUAAUGUUUUUAUGAAUUCACUGUUCGAAUAAGUUUUGUAACCUGUGUUUCUUACAAUUAUGGUGGUGGUCAUGGUAGUAGUAGUAUUAUUAUCAUUUUUAUGUGUUAUGUUAAGUUUUCACAAUUGUAUGAAAAUAAAACAAGUUUUCAUAAA